AAGCUGACGAAAAUAUAACACAUCAAUUAAAAAGUUAUUCAUUUGCUGAGCAGAUUACUAUGCUUACAAAGGUUUUAUAUGAGCAGCGUGUAAAAGCAUUAGUUCCUGAUAACAGAUCUAUAUAUAAUAAAGUUGAAGCAAGAAAAACAAUUAUGAGCUUAUAUUAUAUUAUGGCUGGAAUGCGAAAUAA
Messenger RNA from Funneliformis caledonium, 190 nucleotides. The record is from the annotation of a GenBank genome assembly. NCBI's taxonomy places the organism in Eukaryota, Fungi, Glomeromycota, Glomeromycetes, Glomerales, Glomeraceae.